AUGAACAACACAUUCGGGCACGCGUUGGCGCGGGCUCUCCCGUCGGCUGGUCGACAGUGCCAGCCUCGGGCGUCCCUGUUCCGUCAAGCAAGAGUUUUCUCCACGACCCCCCGUAUUUUCGAAUCGCCGAGCGAGACACCCAGUGCGUUGGGGCGAGAAUUUCAAGCUGCGCGACUAGAGGAAGCGGCUCAGGAUAACUCGCCGGUGUCCGCACUCACUAAGAUGAUGCGCGGGAGCAGGGCCCCAGUGAGCGCAGACUAUUCGAAGAUGGCCCAGAGUCUAGAGGCCGAGAUGCUUAAACGCCCUUAUUCCGACCAUGCUCCUCCGCACCACCUCCACGUUUUAUCGCAUAGACGCAAUACGAUAUUGACUCUCACACGACCAAAUGGCAGUCCGCUGAUGUCAAUGGGUACCGGGGCUCUGGGUUUUCGAAAAGCUCGUCGAGGAGGUUAUGACCCGGGGCUCCAAUUAUCAACCCACGUCCUCGCGCAGAUCCAGGAAAGGGGUCUUCUAUUGGAAAUCAAAAGCCUAGAGAUUAUCUUCCGUGGUUUUCACCUGGGACGGCAGGCCUUCGUUAAGGCAUUGCUGGGCAAUGAGGGGAGAAACAUUCGGGGGUUGGUAUGCCGGGUGUCAGACUCGACUAGGAUAAAAUUUGGUGGAACAAGGAGCCCGAAAGUCCGCAGACUUUGA
Messenger RNA from Aspergillus puulaauensis, 690 nucleotides. RefSeq names its product mitochondrial 37S ribosomal protein uS11m. Bases 1 to 690 code for a protein of 229 amino acids. The record is from RefSeq and is a predicted model, not a curated record. NCBI's taxonomy places the organism in Eukaryota, Fungi, Ascomycota, Eurotiomycetes, Eurotiales, Aspergillaceae. Gene Ontology annotation, molecular function: structural constituent of ribosome. The transcript has a single exon. Gene Ontology annotation, cellular component: ribosome. Gene Ontology annotation, biological process: translation.